CCUGCCGUUAGGGAAGACCCAGCUGUGCUAAGGGUGGCAGCAACAGAGCAGCGGCACCCGCCCUUGGCAAGGCCACAGCUCCCUCUGGCAGCCCCAGUCAUGUCCUGGCAGCAAUCUCCGGCGGUGUUGCUCUUCGUGUCCCUGGCUGUGAUUUUGCAUUAUGGCAGUCAAAUAAGAGCAAAAGCGUUUCCAGAAAUCACAGAUUCUUCUCAGCCUACGGGAGCAGCAACAGUCCAGGACACAGCAAAACUUGUCCUGCAACCAACUAACCAAGUGCUUCACAGAACGAUAGCAGCAAGAUCAACGGGUGGUCACCUCACCUCUCCGAUAGCUGCCACAACCUCUAACUCGGAGACCCCAACCACACACACAACAACACAAACUCUAACAACAACCUCCCCUGUAACUACCAACAACACCCCAUCCACCAGCCCAAUAAUCCACACCCUCAUUACAACCCUUGCUACACCCAACACCUCUCACACAACUACUCCAGUCACUGAGGCUACAAUUGGCCCGAGUGCAGCUCGCCGUUCACCCCCACCCACCAUCACUCCACCAGCCCAUACAACUGGAACCAGCCCGGCGACUGUCAGCCACACAACUGGGAAGACCACCCAACCCAGUAAGCUGACCACCCUUCUGCCAACUUUGUCCACCUCACCAUGCAAUAGCACAACCAGUCAGAAGCCCACUCAACCCACCCAUGCUUCAGGAACAACCACAGUUAUACACAAUGCCACCCAAACUGCCUCACCUGCCACCACAACCCCUGGGCCCACCCUUGCACCUCAGCCAUCAACAGCUAAGACUGGAAUUUAUCAAGUUCUAAAUGGAAGCAGGCUCUGUAUCAAAGCAGAGAUGGGGAUACAGCUGACAGUUCAAGACACAGAGUCGGUUUUUUCACCUCAGAGAUACUUCAAUAUCGACCCCAAUACAACUCAAGCUUCUGGGAAUUGUGGCUCCCGAGAAUCCAACCUUCUCUUGAAUUUCCAGGGCGGAUUUGUGAAUCUCACAUUCACCAAGGAUGAAAACUCGUAUUAUAUGAAUGAAGUGGGAGCCUAUUUGACCGUCUCAAACCCAGAGAAAAUUUACCAAGGAAUGAAAAGUACUGCGAUGAUGUUUGAGACUGUGAUUGGACAUUCCUUCAAGUGUGUGAGUGAACAGAGCAUCCAGCUGUCUGCCCACCUUCAACUGAAAACAAUGAAUGUCCAACUUCAAGCCUUUGAUUUCGAAGAUGACCACUUUGGAAAUGUGGACGAGUGUUCCUCUGACUACACAGUUGUCCUUCCGGUGAUUGGGGCCAUCGUGCUUGGUCUUUGCGCUGUGGGUUUGAUUGUCUAUGGAAUCCGCCUAAGGCGUGAAUCAUCUGGAUACCAGAGAAUCUAAUUGGUGCCCAGGGGGAAAAGAAAAUAAUGGAGCUUAGAGAAGUUUUUCUUCAUUUUCCAGGGUAUUAGGGACUUCCCUUAGAGUGUGGGUCCUUCCAACAAUGUAAACCAUCUUUCACCAAAACUGAGUCAUUUCUGAUUUAAGUUCAAGCAGCAUAUCGAUUUCUAAAUAUUUUUUGUUUAUUUUAUGAAAGAUCUAGUGAGCUAUUUAAGAGUAUUUUCUAGUUUCCUUCAAAAUAUUUUAAUUAUUCAAAGUCAACAUUUGAGAUAUGUUAAAAUAGCACAAUCUAUGUAAAGUGGUGUAUAUGUCUCCAAUUUAUAAACCAAAGCAUCAAUUGUAAUCAAACCUGCAUGUUCCUCUUGUUGGUAUCAGAUGAAAACCCUAGGCUGUCCGUGAUAUGUUGUUCAUUUUGAUGAUUAAAAAAAAAACAUUUAAAAUGGGAAAGGAGUUAGUAGGUAGCCAGGCAUAUGUUCAUCAUAUAAAACAUGAAUAGUAAAAGCACUGAAAUUCCAUUUUAGAGAUAAAGCAGAGACAUUUUUUAAAAUGGAAAAGAUCAAAGGUAAAAUAAGAUACUGAAGGGGUUGUUUGGCUGGGGCUCUAACGAUAAAGGAGUAAACUUCUCAAGGUAUUUUUUAUUUCUUUGAAAACAGCAAUUUUCUAACCACUAACCAACUUUUCUUUCUUGAAUGUAGCUCCCCCCUCUAGUGGUAGCUUGCGUCUUUUGCACUUUUAUAGCCACAUUUUCUAUACUGUUUGCUUUAUUCUGUGGAGCAGCCUGCCCUUCCUCUCCCCCCACCACACCCCCCCCCAAAAAAAAUCCCUGUUUGUUUUUACUGCUAAAGAAAGGAACGAAGUGAGGACAUUACCAGAAAAGACCACAUGCCCCAGGCAUUCUUUAGUAAAGGAAUAAUUUCAGUCACCCUAGAGUACACAUUGACUUUCCUGACUUGUUCUCUUAUGAGUCAAUAGGGAUG
Messenger RNA from Rhinolophus ferrumequinum (greater horseshoe bat), 2363 nucleotides. It is a transcript of the gene LAMP3, whose product is annotated as lysosomal associated membrane protein 3. The transcript has 6 exons. Gene Ontology annotation, cellular component: membrane. Lineage: Eukaryota; Metazoa; Chordata; Mammalia; Chiroptera; Rhinolophidae. The record is from RefSeq and is a predicted model, not a curated record. Bases 100 to 1389 code for a protein of 429 amino acids.